AUGGCUCUUGUUAGGGACCCAUGCUUUUGGAAGCGCUUCUCAACUGCAGUCCAUAUGGACGAAGAGGCAAAGGUAGUGGACCUAGGCGAAGAAACUAAAGAAGACAAGACAUCGUGGCUCUCCCAGCAACAUCAAAAACGCAAGCGGUCCAUUAUCUGGGGCUUCGUCAUUUUCUUUGCAUUGCUCAUUCUCAUCAUCGCCGGCGUGGUUGUAUGGUGGCUUGCUAAAAACAACUGGCUCCAACCUGGGCCUGAUGCUACUACAUAG
Molecule: messenger RNA, 267 nt
Organism: Penicillium paradoxum
Lineage: Eukaryota; Fungi; Ascomycota; Eurotiomycetes; Eurotiales; Aspergillaceae
Exons: 2
Coding region: 1-267 (88 amino acids)
Source: RefSeq, a predicted model, not a curated record